Molecule: messenger RNA, 856 nt
Organism: Drosophila eugracilis
Lineage: Eukaryota; Metazoa; Arthropoda; Insecta; Diptera; Drosophilidae
Product: MRN complex-interacting protein
Exons: 2
Coding region: 36-518 (160 amino acids)
Biological process (GO): endoplasmic reticulum to Golgi vesicle-mediated transport; mitotic G2 DNA damage checkpoint signaling; intracellular protein transport
Cellular component (GO): COPII vesicle coat; nucleus
Molecular function (GO): chromatin binding; zinc ion binding
Source: RefSeq, a predicted model, not a curated record
UUCAAUUGCGUUCUGAUUUUUCUCCCGGCUUAAAAAUGUCGGAAUUUCGUGUAAUACAAUGCUUGAAAUGCAAAAUGUACCAGGUGGAUUUUGUAAAGAAAACAAAAAAAUGGCAGUGUAAAAUUUGCCGGGAAAGGCAAGAUUUUCUUAAAGAAUUCUUUCGGGGUUCAUCAGCCGAAUGCCGAAAUCAGGUGCAGCAAAUGAAUUUGGUGCGUGGAAUAAGAGAGGAAAGGCGAAUGGAAGAUCUAUUUAUCACAGCGCGAGAAAAAUUGGAGCAUAGCAAGGAAAACUGCGAAAAACAGGAAAACACAUUACCUAAGAAGGAAACAAAUAAAUGGGCCAGUUAUGUGGAUGAAACCACUAAAACAACUCCACAAUCUCUGGGAAUCGACAAUAAGGAACUGCACGAAGGGCUCCUGAUCAACUCGAAUAAAAGAGUAUCAAAACGCUAUUUUAAAAUUAAGCCAAAAGAGUGCAAAAAACUGUGCUCUGAAUCAAAAUGGAAUGGUUUUUUGUAAAGAUCUACAUAUGCACAUAUUAAAAAAAUAUUCCGAAUAUAUCAUAUGUUUAGACGACAAAUCCGUUUAUAAAAAAAAAUAAUUUAUUUAUAUUUAUUUAUAUAUUAUAUGAUAUUCAAUUGGAAUUGAAUGCCAAUUUAAAUACCCAAAUUUGUAAUUUUUAAAAUUAAUCAAUGUUAUAUACGUCGUUAAAAGUAUGAGUUUUCAGACGAAUUAAAAUCUUUUAAUAAUUCAAAAAUUUGAUGAUCAGGCCAAUAAACCCUUUUUUAUUUUUAUAAAAAUAAUUUGAUCGUUAAAGUUCUUUUAUACGUUUUAUUAAAAUCCGCUUCGUUUUGGUA